AUGGAUUCUAUCCGCGCCAGGGCCGCUGCUCGUCGCUCUAAUAGAUUCCAAGCCGGCUCGAACAUUGGCAAUGGAACUGCCGACGUGGAGUCUACCAACUGGGCAGGCGCUGCUAUCACAACUUCAGGCAUUACCGAGGUCACCGGCACCUUCACUGUUCCCCAGCCCAGCGUUCCAGCUGGCGGCAGCUCUCGCAAUGAAUACUGUGGUGCUGCAUGGGUAGGAAUUGAUGGCUACUCUGAUGCCGAUCUCAUCCAGACUGGCGUCCUCUGGUGCGUCGAAGGUGGUGAAUACUUGUACGAAGCCUGGUAUGAGUAUCUCCCCGCUUCAUUGGUCGAAUACUCGGGAAUUUCUGUCAGUGCUGGAGAUGUUGUUACUGUUACUGCCACCAAGACUGGCACUAACAGCGGAGUCACGACGUUGUCGAGCGGUGGAAGGACUGUAUCCCAUACCUUUUCCAGGGAAAGCUCGCCCUUGCCCGGUACAAGCGCUGAAUGGAUUGUCGAGGACUUCACCUCCGGCAGCUCAUUGGUUCCAUUUGCUGACUUUGGGUCUGUUACCUUCACCGGAGCAAGCGCCCUCAUCAACGGAGCAACUGUUUCACCAGGCAGCGGGUCUGCGGUUAUUAUUGACCUUGAGGAUUCGAGAGGAAACAUCAUAACUGGAACAAGCGUCUCUGGCAGCUCGGUGACUGUCAACUACGAAUAA
Messenger RNA from Trichoderma harzianum CBS 226.95, 708 nucleotides. RefSeq lists its product as hypothetical. Gene Ontology annotation, molecular function: glutamic-type endopeptidase activity. NCBI's taxonomy places the organism in Eukaryota, Fungi, Ascomycota, Sordariomycetes, Hypocreales, Hypocreaceae. The transcript has a single exon. Bases 1 to 708 code for a protein of 235 amino acids. The record is from RefSeq and is a predicted model, not a curated record. Gene Ontology annotation, biological process: proteolysis.